AUGAGUAAUGUUGUACAGAGUACACUUACAGUCAUUUUACGUGUGGGAUUCGUAUUGGGAAAUUUAGGAAAUGGAUUCAUAGCCCUGGUGAACUGCAUGGACUGGGUCAAGAGAAGAAAAAUGUCUUCAGUUGAUCAAAUCCUCACUGCUUUGGCCAUCUCCAGGCUUGGUGUGCUAUGGAUAGUAUUACUUGAUUGCUGGGUAUCUGUGACUUUCCCAGAGAAUUGGAUCAGUGAAAAAAUGUUAAGACUUACUUACUUUAUCCGGCAUGUGAGCACUCAUUUUAGCAUCUGGUUUGCUACAAGCCUCAGCAUUUAUUAUUUUCUUAAGAUAGCCAAUUUUUCCAAUUCUAAUUUUCUUUACCUUAAGUUUAGAGUCAAAAAGGUGGUGUCAGUGACUUUGCUUGUUUCCCUGGUUUUAUUGUUUUUUAAAAUUGUAUUGUUGAGCACACAUUUUGGUUUCACGAUUGACACGUGUAAAACAAACAUGUCUCACAGUUUCAACUUAACUCAAGUUGUACAAUUUUCCAAAUUAUAUUUAUUCACCAACACAGUGUUUACAUCCAUACCUUUUCUUGUGUCCCUGAUAACUUUUCUCCUGCUGAUCAUCUCCCUCUGGAAACAUCACAAGAAGAUGCAGCAGAGUGGCAUAGGAUCCAGAGAUGCCAGCACCAUGGCGCACAUAAAAGCCUUGAAAAUGGCGAUUGCCUCUCUCCUCCUGUACACCAUUUUCUUUGUAUUUCUUUUACUAAAAAUUUGGAGCUUUAAGUUUCUGGAGCAAAAUCUGCUCAUAUUGUUUAGCCUGGCUUCAGGAAUUAGUUUUGCUUCAGGCCACUCAUGUGUCCUGAUUCUUGGAAACAGCAGGCUUAGGAGGGCCUCUCUUUUGUUGCUGUGGAGGCUGAGGUGCAGGUGCAAAGGUGUGAGACCUCUGAGUCCAUAG
Messenger RNA from Castor canadensis (American beaver), 939 nucleotides. RefSeq names its product taste receptor type 2 member 14-like. The record is from RefSeq and is a predicted model, not a curated record. Gene Ontology annotation, cellular component: membrane. Gene Ontology annotation, molecular function: G protein-coupled receptor activity; bitter taste receptor activity. Lineage: Eukaryota; Metazoa; Chordata; Mammalia; Rodentia; Castoridae. Gene Ontology annotation, biological process: sensory perception of taste; G protein-coupled receptor signaling pathway; detection of chemical stimulus involved in sensory perception of bitter taste.